Molecule: messenger RNA, 4253 nt
Organism: Rattus norvegicus (Norway rat)
Lineage: Eukaryota; Metazoa; Chordata; Mammalia; Rodentia; Muridae
Source: RefSeq, a predicted model, not a curated record
UCCAUCAGGAAGGGGCUGCUCGGAGGGAGGGGCUUAAGCAGGGACUUGACUUUCUUUAGUCUUUCUUCCUCCCUUCCUUCCUUCCUUCCUUCCUUCCUUCCUUCCUUCCUUCCUUCCUUCCUUCCUUCCUUCCUUCCUUCCUUCCUUCCUUUUUCUUUACUACAUGAGGGGACUGGCAAUAAUUUCUUCUCCUGCCAUCCUUAUUAUUCCAAACCUGCGAGGCUGCUUAAAACUGACCUCAGGUCUAAGCACUCCUUGUGGUCUGACCUCUACUAGGCGGCACCACCUCCCCACCCACCCUGCCUUUCACAUCCUCAGUUCCGAUCUGCCACUACCAGCCAAAGCUGGGCGUCCCUGUAAAUGACGGUAAAGAAAUCACGGAAGUAGAAAUUUAAGUGGCAGCAUUUCAGAGGCUUCUGUUUUCAUUCAGAGUUAGUAUUUUCCAGAAUGUAAUUUGAUUUUGUUCUUCAGAUUCUAUCAUAGAUGUUGGGUUUUACAGAAUCUGUUGUUUGACCUAGUGGGACAAUCGGGGGAAAAUAAAUCCUGGUUGCCGAGUCUUUGAGGGCAUAAUAACAUUCAGUCUGAAAUUUGUGAUUUUUUAGGAACAGGGAUUGCUUCAGACGCUUGGUAUAAAAAUUUGUACUCGGAACAGAACACACCAUGCUUGAUUUCAGUGGGAAGCUAGCAAGAAUUUGACUUACAAUGUCUUUAGAAGAUUAGUGUAAGGUCGUUUUUAAUGUCUGUGCUUAAUGUGUGGCCACCCACCCUCAGCCCCUCCUCCAUCUUUCCCUCUCUUCCUCCUCCUCCUAAUCUGCUCUCUUCCUUCCCCUCCCCCUUCCCUCCUCCUUCCAUCCCUACCCCUCUCUCCUUGCCUCUCUUCCCCCCCUUGCUCUUCUCUCUUUCCCUUCCCUCACAUCCUCUUCUUCCUUCUUUCCUUCCUCUCUCUCUUCCUUGGUAUCAUCAUGCCUGCACAUGUGAGGAACAUGAUUUACCUCGAAGGCUUUCAGUUCCUCCUAGCAUGACUGAGAUCUGACCAGCCGACUCACGAGUUGCUUCUUGUGCCACCACUGCAGUGCUGGGGCCUCUUCAUCGCUCCAAACUACAGCACUGUCAUGGCAGCUGCCUCUACUUCCAGCCCUGUGAUUUCACAGCCCCAGUUCACAGCCAUGAACGAACAACAGUGCUUCUACAACGAGUCUAUCGCCUUCUUCUAUAACCGGAGUGGAAAGUAUCUAGCCACAGAAUGGAACACUGUGAGCAAGCUGGUGAUGGGACUGGGCAUCACUGUCUGCGUGUUCAUCAUGCUGGCCAAUCUACUGGUCAUGGUGGCAAUUUACGUCAACCGCCGCUUCCAUUUCCCUAUUUAUUACUUGAUGGCCAACCUGGCUGCUGCAGACUUCUUCGCUGGACUGGCCUACUUCUACCUGAUGUUCAACACGGGACCUAAUACCCGGAGACUGACCGUGAGCACAUGGCUUCUCCGGCAGGGCCUCAUCGACACCAGCCUGACGGCUUCUGUGGCCAACCUGCUGGCCAUUGCCAUCGAGAGGCACAUCACAGUUUUCCGAAUGCAGCUCCAUACACGAAUGAGCAACCGACGUGUGGUGGUGGUGAUUGUAGUCAUCUGGACUAUGGCCAUUGUGAUGGGUGCCAUACCCAGUGUGGGCUGGAACUGCAUCUGUGAUAUCGAUCAUUGUUCCAACAUGGCGCCCCUCUACAGUGACUCCUACUUAGUCUUCUGGGCCAUUUUCAACCUGGUGACCUUUGUGGUCAUGGUGGUUCUCUACGCUCACAUCUUUGGCUAUGUUCGCCAGAGGACUAUGAGAAUGUCCCGGCAUAGUUCUGGACCCAGGAGGAAUCGGGACACCAUGAUGAGCCUUCUGAAGACUGUGGUCAUUGUGCUGGGUGCCUUUAUUGUCUGCUGGACUCCGGGAUUGGUCUUGCUACUGCUCGAUGUGUGUUGCCCGCAGUGCGAUGUCCUGGCCUAUGAGAAGUUCUUCCUCCUCCUGGCCGAGUUCAACUCGGCUAUGAACCCCAUCAUCUACUCCUACCGCGACAAAGAGAUGAGCGCCACCUUCAGGCAGAUCCUGUGUUGCCAGCGCAACGAGAACCCCAACGGCCCCACGGAAGGCUCUGACCGCUCGGCCUCCUCCCUCAACCACACUAUUCUGGCUGGAGUUCACAGCAAUGACCACUCUGUGGUUUAGAAGGAAGCCAGCCGGCCUUUGUGGAUCUGUGAACCCCACCCUACCCGCAUUGCCAGGGCAAGGUGGGGCGCCAGAGGAGACGAAGACACUCCUGUACUUAACACUAACCAAUGGCAGUAUUUGUCCCUAGACCCAAGAGACUUUAGGAUGAACUUGCUUGGUAGCCCCCAUCUUCUCCUUUGGAAAAGAGAAGGGGACCGUCUUGCAGUGGAAUUCAGAAACGGACUCUGGGGAGACCGUGUAUGUAGCCUUCACUAACUAGACUUAAAAGAUUUUAUGUGGUUUGGCCUAAGCCAGAAAAAAAAAAACAAAUCUUCCAAAUCAAGUACACAAUUCACACAGGCUUCCCCUUUAAAGAACAAACAACACAUUGCAUUUAUUAAUAAGUAUGUAUAUGUCUGACAGCAUGUUUGUGAUCGAGAAGACUGCUAAACUGACUUAGAUGAAUUUUUAUCCACGAUGGAGGAAAACUAUAAAUUAGAAUGAUUUUCAUGUUUUGUUUAGAAAGCAAGCAUGUGAUGUGUGUAUGCAGUAUGCCUUUCUUUAAAGAUAAAAGGAUACUAUUUUAAAUCUUCUAGGGAAUAGAAGAGUCUAGUAAAAAAAAAAAAAUCAGUAUUCAUUUAGGCUAUGGAAGAAACCUACCAGUUACCUUUUAAGUAAUGAGACACACAUGAAAGGCAAAGGAAUGUGAGCUUGUCACCCAAAGAGUGUGUACUCUGCAAGCUUUGGAGAUGAAGUGCUGUAGCGUUGUCCCUGCACAGUGAGGAUAUCCAAGUUCGUUCUUGGUGCCAGAGCGUCGGUGGGAUUUGUUUUAAAGCCUGUGGUUUUCCAAGUUAUAAAAUAAUACUUACUAUAGAAAACUUGAAAAUUGCAGAACUCUGUGAAAAAAGGAAAAAAAAAAGAUUAUCGAUAUUAUAACCAGGAAGUCACCCUCUUUACCAGCUCACGAGUGUAUGCCUAUAGAUAUAUAUAUAUUAUAUACCUUUUUUACAUAAUUGGGUUGAUAUUGUAAAAUGUUUUGUAACUUUUUCUUUCAGAAUUGCCAGGUUUUUCUAUGGCAUUUUUUUUAAAAACAGUGUUAGCGGCUAUAUAAUAUUCCAUUUAAUGGAUGCAGCCCCUGUUUAUUUAACCAUUCCUGUAUUGUUGGCUAGGUUUUUAAUUUUUUUCAUUAUUAUAAUAUCGGAAGAAUCUUGUGUACAUAAAGCGUUGCCAGUACCAUUGAUGAUUUACUUAGGAGCUAUUCCCAUGAAGGACCUACUUUUUAAAAUGUGAAAUGUCCUCAAGUGUUUUCACUUUACAAAAAGGGAUAUUCUACUUUCAAACUGCAGGGGUGGCCACGCUGACAAAAGCCUGGGAAACUACCUUUUUACAAAAGAAAUGCAGUGGCUACUUUAGUUGAGAAUGAGUUCUUGACAAGAUGUUUCCCAAUAACCAAGAUGCCCUAACGUAACUAGCAAAUUUAUUUUAGCGUUUUUUGAGGAAAUGGUGAUCCCUUUCUUGAAUGUUGGGUAGAAGUAAACAAAGACAUCAAACAUCGAAGUGAAUCCAGCGUUGCUGUUCCAAGUAGCCUUGGUGGGGCAUGUUAGCAGCUGGCUCCUGUGUGAUCUCCAGCAAUCAACCAAUUGGUGCCCUAUGUUCAGAGAUGCCCAGUACAGUGUCCGGGCGACUCAUGUGUCUAUUGUCGUGCUAUGAGGAGCAAGGAGGAAGAAGAAUAGUCCUGAAGCAGGUGUGGGGAGGUCAGGAGGAUGUCUGUGAGAAGGAAGUCCUGCAGAGAGUGGCAUUCUGGGGAGGAGGAAAGGCAGGGUGUGGCUUGUGUCUGGGUAGAGGGUAGGCAUGUGACGUGUGCCUGGUGGGAAAAAUAAGUAGGUGGAGAGCCAGUUAGCAGGAAAAAGAUUUUGCUCCAUAUUUACCAAAAUGCAAAGAAAUUUAUAUUGGAAAUGAGUGAAAUGAACUUGGACUUUUAUUGAUGCCCUUUUUAUGGGGGAUGUAAGGACUUUAAAUUGAAAAGCAUACUAAUUGAACCUUAAUAAAUCAUUCUCAAUCAGC